AUGAUAGCUUACAUGCAGAAGGGAGGUGAUGUUUUCAUCAUUGUCUACAGCAUAGACGACAGGAACAGCUUUCAAGAAGCAAUUCGCCUUCGGGAACAGAUCCAAGCGACCAAGACCACGGCAAACGGUACGAAGUGCCCUCCCAUGGUCAUCGCAGGAAACAAGUGCGACAAGGACAACAACCGACAAGUUCCUCUGGAUGAAGCUAAAGCCGCCUUCGACCAGACAAGAAGGUGCAAUUUCCUGGAGACGUCCGCAAAGAAGUUCUACAACGUGGACGUCCUCUUCAGGUGUUUGUUCGAGAAUGCGCGCUUACCCAGUGAGAUGAGCCCGUCGCUGCAUAGGAAAGUGAGUGCGAGUCACGGACCGACGUCCUUAAGGCCUACGCAUAUCGGUAAGCUGGCCCUGAGGAGAAGGUUGAGCGAGGCGUGCGGCAUGGUGACCCCCAACGCCAGGAGACCCAGUGUCCGCAGUGAUCUUCUUCAGCUUCGGCUCAAAACCAUGAGGGGAAGCAGUAUGGAUGAGGUCGACGAUGAGGAUAGCGAGAGGAGCAGCAUCCACAGAAAGCUAAGGAAAGCCAUGUGCUGCAUUCAGUAGUGACGCCAUUACUGCAGGCAUAGCCAGACUGAUAGGGGACUAGGCCCUUCCGGAUGCCUCUGAACCCCUUCGGCUAUGCCACAAUUGAGCGAGCGUGACUCACAUUUUGAAAAUCUAUUUCGCGUAUAGUCUGCAACAGGUGAUUGUGCCGAGACCAGGUUGGAUUGGACCAAAAACUACUACCAUGAGUAGAAAACUUAGAUAUUAGGCAUUUCAAGUGAGUUUGGAAAAGAGCAGGAUGUGACGACUUCGCAUAUUCGAUAGAGAAUGGUUAAACAAAUUAUGUUCAGUGUGUAAAAAGAAAGUGAGAUCAGAUUGAAUGUGUCUACUCAUAACCAAGCUUCAGCCAUUUCGUGAGGGGUAUUCGACAAAGAAUUAAUCGAGAGGCGAAUCAAUGUUUUUCGAGAUUGAUUACGGACGAUUCGUCUGUCUGGUUUUGUAAACGCGAGGGAAAUCGAGGAAUCCUUUGAUAUCGAAAAAGGCAAAAGGAACAUCCGCCUCGGCGCCAAAAUGUUUUUUUAAUGACGCACUUUUUAUGUUCAACAUUAAGUAAAGAUAGCGUCGUUAUUUGUCUCCUUCUAAAUCUGCGCAUCACUCAAAUUCGUCUCACUCUUCUCGAUUAAAUAUUCACCGCCAGCGUCCCGUGUGGUUCUUUCAUUAUGAGCUUGUAAAAUACAUCACUAGUGUAUUCUGGUGAUUGUGGAAAAUGAGACC
Strongylocentrotus purpuratus (purple sea urchin) is the source of this 1311-nucleotide messenger RNA. Its product is annotated as dexamethasone-induced Ras-related protein 1. The coding region runs from base 1 to 597 and encodes 198 amino acids. The transcript is spliced from 2 exons. The record is from RefSeq and is a predicted model, not a curated record. Gene Ontology annotation, molecular function: GTPase activity; GTP binding. Lineage: Eukaryota; Metazoa; Echinodermata; Echinoidea; Camarodonta; Strongylocentrotidae.